Molecule: messenger RNA, 2165 nt
Organism: Branchiostoma belcheri (Belcher's lancelet)
Lineage: Eukaryota; Metazoa; Chordata; Leptocardii; Amphioxiformes; Branchiostomatidae
Product: furin-like protease kpc-1
Exons: 15
Coding region: 158-2143 (661 amino acids)
Biological process (GO): protein processing
Cellular component (GO): trans-Golgi network; Golgi membrane
Molecular function (GO): serine-type endopeptidase activity
Source: RefSeq, a predicted model, not a curated record
AGUUGUCGCCAGGCGUCACAAGGAAGUGCACUGCGAAACAUUGGCCGGGGUUUCCACUACUCCAAGGACAGAUCAUUUCGGAAGAGUCAACAUUUUGUAGAACAGAUAAAAGAAGAGUUCGCUUCACCCUGUCAGAAGAGGCUGUAUCGAGUGAACAAUGAUUCGUGUGUACUUAGCGGUCCUGGUCCUUGCAAUUUUCGGCGAAAGAACUGUCUCUGCCAGUGGUGAAGAUUCUGUUGACAUCUGGGCAAUAGAGUUGAGUGGUGGGGUACUGCAUGCGAAGAGGUUUGCCUACAGCAAUGGCUUCACAUUCCUGAAACGUAUCAUUAAUGACAUUUACCUGUUUAAAGUUGGACACAACUUGAAAAGGACAUCUCAAGUUCGGCUUGAACUUUUACAGAAUAGUCAGGUGACGUGGUUUGGCAGGCAAGUACCAAGGAAAAGGUACCUGAGGUCUCUGUUGCUCUUCGAUGACCCAGAGUGGGACAAACAAUCAUAUUUGUACACUGGGAAGGUGAACAUGAACGUCCUACCCGCGUGGAACACGGCAUGUGCAGGGGAAGGUGUGACGGUGGGUGUGGUGGACGAUGGUGUCAUAGUCUCCCAUCCAGACUUACAGAGCAGAGUGGAUAUCAGUUUGUCGUACGACUUCCUCCGUGACAGACAAGAUCCAACUCCACCUCAGCAGAGUCACGAGCACGGGACUCAGUGUGCGGGCGUGAUCGCUGCAGCUGCCAACAACAGCUUCUGUGGUGUCGGUGUGGCUUAUAGAGCACAGAUAGCAGGACUGCGGCUACUGUCUGGAGGGGUAAGUGACAUAUUGGAUGCGGAUGAAGCUGCAGCUCUCACUCACAAGUCACAGGAGAUCGCCAUCUACUCCAACAGCUGGGGACCUUCUGAUUACCAGUUCGUGUUAGACGGACCGGAGCCGUUACUUCAACGGGCCUUACGGAAUGGAGUACACACAGGUCGUGGAGGGAAAGGGUCAAUCUACAUUUUCUCCGGUGGUAACGGCGGUGCAUUUGGAGACAGCUGCGCUUACGACGGCUACAUCAACUCCAUCUACACCAUCGGGAUCAACUCCGUAUGGCCGGCCGGAGAGUCCGCGGUCUACAACGAGCCGUGCACCGCUAUCAUGGCGGCGGCUUACGGGAAUGACUUCACUGACACUAGCUCUUCAUUCGUCGUUCCUAGCCAAGCGACAGGCUGUAAGACAGACUUUUCUGGUACGUCCCCGACUGCAGCACUGGCGGCUGGGGCCAUGGCUCUGGUACUUGAGGCAAACCCAUCUCUCACGUGGAGAGACGUCCAACAUUUGAUAACAAGGACUACAAGAACAGAGGGACUCUGCGGUGACGAGUGGACAACCAACAAGGCUGGUUUUAAAGUGAACAAUCUAUGUGGAUUCGGCCUCAUGGACGUUGGAGCGAUGGUAGAUCAGGCAAGACUGUGGCCCAAUGUUCCAGAUCAAGUUAUCUGCCAAGACCUUAUGUCUACCGUCAUAAAGACCAUCCCAGGCGGAGGGACACUGGAGUCAACUGUUGACGUGAAUCCUAGAAUCUGUGCACCAGACCAGGUUCAUUACCUGGAGCACGUCCUGGUCCAUGUGACGCUGACCUUCCCUCACCGCGGAUACCUCGUCAUCGAGCUCACGUCUCCUUCGGGGACAACGUCGACAGUGGCUCCGGGAAGGGUCCAGGACGCGGAGCCUGACCUGGACUGGACGUUCUUAACCCUUCACCACUGGGGGGAGAACCCGCUUGGUGUGUGGACACUUCGCGUGAACAACACUCAUCCUGACACGGCAAUGACAGGUUCUUUGUCGUCCUGGUCACUUGUUCUACAUGGUACGGCAUCGGAACCGCUCAACAACGACACAACCCCCGCAUCUGACCUGGUGAGACCAACCUCUCCUAACUGUGUCACAGUUUCGGAUGAUUCCGACUACUCAGCAACAAAAGGAAUCAACAACGAUUUGGUAAUCGCCUUGUCUGUUUCGGGCAGUGUUAUUCUCCUUGUUUGUAUAGCCAUAGCUGUUUAUCUUCAAACAAAGAAACGCCUGAGUGGCAAUUUCAUAGGCCCCGAUGCAAGAAACGCCGAAGUAAAAGAUGAAAACCCCUAUACAACAGGAAGUCCGCUGUAAACUACAAAACAAACUGGAGAUA